Molecule: messenger RNA, 1219 nt
Organism: Vespula pensylvanica (western yellowjacket)
Lineage: Eukaryota; Metazoa; Arthropoda; Insecta; Hymenoptera; Vespidae
Product: protein RER1
Exons: 6
Coding region: 238-825 (195 amino acids)
Biological process (GO): protein retention in ER lumen; retrograde vesicle-mediated transport, Golgi to endoplasmic reticulum
Cellular component (GO): Golgi membrane
Source: RefSeq, a predicted model, not a curated record
CCUACGAGAUGGUGCUGACAAAGAUAAAGCAUUUUGUAAAUUCUAUAGAACGUCUAAUCAUAGUAUCCCAUUAAUGUUGUGACGUGUUAUAUUUUUUUAACUAAAUCUUAAAGAAUUGAUUGUACAGAUUAAUAGAGAACGGCGGACACUUUAGGUAAUUCGAUGCUGGGUAUAUUAUAUGUUGAAGUCGUGCGACUAUUGCUGAAUGUUAUAAGAUGACGAGGUUAGGAAAGUAAAAUGAUGCAAGAUGAGGAUCUCGGUGGUCCAGCCAGACGGAAUGUUUUUAUCCAAACAAUAUCAAGAAUGUCACAGAUUCAUCAACGAUACUUAGACUUGUGGACUCCACAUGUUGUAUCAAGAUGGAUGUUUGCUUUAUUUCUAGUAGUCAUUUUUGUUCUACGUAUAUUCCUUUCUCAGGGAUGGUAUAUUGUAACAUAUGCAUUAGGAAUUUAUCAUUUGAAUUUAUUCAUAGCAUUCCUUACACCGAAGAUCGAUCCUGCAAUGGAUUUGGAUGAUAUUGAAGGUCCAGAGUUACCUACAAGAGCCAACGAAGAAUUUAGGCCAUUUAUAAGAAGAUUGCCUGAAUUUAAAUUUUGGUACUCUGUGAUAAAAUCUACAAUCUUUGCUAUGAUAUGCACUUUUUUCGAUUUCUUUAAUAUACCAGUAUUUUGGCCAAUAUUAGUUAUGUAUUUCAUAACAUUAUUCUGUAUUACAAUGAAGCGUCAAAUUAAGCAUAUGAUCAAGUACAGAUAUUUACCUUUCACUCAUGGAAAACCAAAGUAUCAAAAUCAUGAGGAUACUUCAAGGUUAAUACCAUCAAACUGAGUAGAUGAAAAAAUGCUUGUUUAUGCAAGCAUAUAAGUGUAGAUUUCAACUUUCCAAACAUCGGAUGGAAAAAUAAGUGAAAUUCGAUUAUGGAACAUUUUUUUCUAUGACGUUAUGUACGAAUAACUUCGUUUCUUUCUACAAGGGAAGGAUUAUUCUGCACAAGCGUUAUUCCAAAAUAUCAUGUUAUGCGAUAUAUAAACUGAAUCACAUCAUAAUAUAUGUGUAUCAUAAAACUUGUACAAAGUAUUGUUAGGUCUUACAUAAAUGUGGACACAGUAACAAUAUGAACAAUAUACAGCUAUUGAUGUAAUAUUAAAUUAUCACUGAAUGUAAAAAUUAAUUCAUAUUCAUAGAAUUCGCAAUAUAGUCUCAGAUCCAUUUCUUAACUUUA